This is a messenger RNA of Prunus dulcis (almond), 1693 nucleotides long. RefSeq lists its product as uncharacterized. The transcript is spliced from 4 exons. The record is from RefSeq and is a predicted model, not a curated record. The coding region runs from base 899 to 1489 and encodes 196 amino acids. NCBI's taxonomy places the organism in Eukaryota, Viridiplantae, Streptophyta, Magnoliopsida, Rosales, Rosaceae.
CUUCAGUUUAUGUUCAUUUUGUUAUUCUCUCUUCAGUUUAUGUUCGUUAUCUUCUGAAUAAUCGGAAGUAUAGAUUUUAUGAGGGAAAGAUGAAGUCUUUGAGGGAAAGAUCUAUAUUUUCCGAUGAUCCAUGUUCGUUUAGAUCUGUCUUUCCCGAUGAUUCGUUUUCUUUGGGAUCUAUCUUUCCCGAUGAUUCAUGUUCUUUUAGUUUAUGUUCAUGUUGUUAUACUCUCUUUAGUUCAUGUUCGUUAUCUUUUGAAUAAUCGGAAAUAUAGAGUUUAUGAGGGAAAGAUGAAGUCUUUGAGAGAAAGAUCUAUCUUUUCGGAUGAGUCAUGUUCUUUGAGAUCUAUCUUUUCUAAUUAUUCGUGUUCUUUGAGAUCUAUCUUUCCCGAUGAUUCAUGUUCUUUUUGUGUAUUUCCAUUUUCUUAUACAGAGUUCAUGUUCGUUAUCUUUUGAAUAAUCGGAGAUAUAGAGUUUAUGAGGGAAAGAUCUAUCUUUCCCGAUGAUUUAUGUUAAUUCUCAAGGUCGUCUGGGUUGAGGCUACGCUUCUUCCGACUAAUCCAAGGGUAUUUUGGUCGUUUUUGGGAAGAUGAACUCUCCUCCCUUUACACCUGGCUCCUCAACCUUUUUGUUUUUAUUUUUUGGUUGUGUAUUUUUAAAAACAAUAUAUAUGUAUAUAUAAUCUAAAUGUGACGUGACCGGAUGGCCCAAUAGCGUGAAAACGGGCUAACAAUUGGCCCAGUAAUUUGUAAAUUCCCCUAAACCCUAAACCCUUGGCCCGUUCCUUAGAUUAUAUAAAGAGAGUCUGAGAUUAUUGUAGAGUCUGAGAUUAUUGUAGAGUGAGAGUGAGAGAUUGUAGAGAGAGAGAGAGAGAGAGAGAGAGAGGGAGAGACUUGCAAUGAGUGAGGCUGAGAUCCGUGAGGGAGAACUCCCCGCUGAGGCUGAGAUCCCUGAGGAGGAACUCCCGGCUGAGGCUGAGAUCCCUGAGGGAGAACUCCCGGCUGAGGCUGAGAUCCCUGAGGGAGAACUCCCGGCUGAGACUGAGAUCCCUGAGGGAGAACUGCCGGCUGAGACGCUUCGCACAACUCUGAGGGAACAGGGACCUGAUGAGGCUAAAGCUGAGAGGUCGUCUGGAUCAGAGAAUCGACCUUCAAGGUUAGCUCCUUUGGAUUUUGGACAAGAAUUCUUCAAGACCUCACUUGAAGAUAUUCUUCACGAGCACUCUGUGAGCGCCAGGGGCAGGGUUUAUGAUGAUAUUAGUUUUAAUGCUGCCAAGCUGAAACUGCAGUCCCUGAUGUUUCCCAGGAUGACUAUUGGGAACUCUGGGAUUAUGCAUUUUUUAAUUCCGGGGCCUCUGAUGGGUAUGAUAGCGUUCAAAGACUUUUUGGAUGCGUGCAUGGGUGUUUUUGCCCACUCUGGAAUGAGUGCGGCUGAAUUUGUUGUGCUGAAUGGUCCUGGAAUUGGUCGCAUUGCAUUUAAAAGGGGCUGAGUAAGAGUGAAGAGGUUGGAUGUUAUAUAUUAUUUUGAGAAACAAUGAUGUAAUUUUGAGAAACAAUUAUAGAACAUCGUGUUGUUAUUGUCGCUUCCGUUUACAUAAUAUUGUUGAGUUGAGUGGAGGUUGAUGUUAUUUUCAGAAACAAUUAUGGACCUUGUUUUGUUACUUGUUGCUUCCGUUUACAUAUUGUUGAGUUAA